Ambispora leptoticha is the source of this 1368-nucleotide messenger RNA. The record is from the annotation of a GenBank genome assembly. NCBI's taxonomy places the organism in Eukaryota, Fungi, Glomeromycota, Glomeromycetes, Archaeosporales, Ambisporaceae.
AUGGAGGUGUCUCCUACCUUUCAUAUGCUCCCUACACCUGAAGGCUCGGAUAAUAGUGGUGGUGCUGACCUUAUUCUGUCUCCUUACACACUGGCUAAUCCGGGUGUAUUUGCAGAGGACGUUUUUACGGAAGAAGAGUAUUUCUUUCAACUAGAACCUACCAUGUUGCCCGGAACGUCCACAUAUUCCCAUUCAUACAUGAUAUCACCACAAUCAUCGCCCACUUUACCUCCAGACAUGAACAUUAACAACACGACAACAAAUUCAUUUAGCCGACCCACCAAUAAUUUAUCAAGAUCAAAAUCUAUGAUAUACUCGACCCGUAACAACAACAAUAAUAGUAAUAGUCAUCAGCAUCAGCAUCGAUACACACCACUAAUGAAACAAAAAUCGAUGUGCACGAAUUCUACAAUAUCCGCGUCUGGGACAACUUUGCGACGAAAGAAACCUUUAUCUUUACCGUUAACACAUCAACAGCAGCAACAUUUACAGCAGCAUCCGGAAUUGGACCCGUUAAAUCCAGCGACCGUGUCAACUAUGAUGGCUAGUAUGAUUUCUCCAAUAACUCCUGCCAUGCUAAUUAUGAAGAAAUCAAAGAAUUCGAGCUCCCAGAAUAGUAAAAAUAGAAAAGAUCAACAAAAGUUUACGGAUAAAUCAUUAAAUAAGCAAAUAUUCAUUUCUCCGACAUUAUCCCCUUCACCUAAUAAUCAGCAACAGAAACCAACAGCUCUUGUUAUGACCCCUGCUGUUACAAGUUCACAACCAUUACUUAUAUUUCCUAAUGGAACUAUUGUGUCACCUGUAAUGACACCAACGAUUGGAAAUGGUAAUAGUGGCGGAUCUUCUGCUGCUUCAUCCAAUAACAAUUCAUCCGGAAAUAAUAGUAGUGGAAGAAAGACUACUCGGCAAAAUCCCAAUUCUUCGUCUCCACUGGCCCUUGGACCUACCGCAACUCAAACUAGAAGUCCACAAGCCUUGAAACCCACGAUAAGUCCUAAUCUUAAGCCGAAAUUACCCGGUGCACUUGCUGAUGAAGUUGCCGAGCAAUUAGCACAAAAAUCAAAUUAUCAAAAUAUUCUGGAAGGAACUGCACAAUCGCUUGGUAUCUCGUACUCUUCAGAUCUACAAUCUAGUCUAGAAUCGCGUCGUACUACACAUAAAGCGGCCGAACAAAAGCGUAGAGACUCACUGAAGCAAAGCUUCGACGAGUUGAAGAAGGUCGUGCCGUUUAAAUCAAUGCUGAGUAAAAGUGUCACUGCAAACAGUAAUAAUGAUUCCAGUGGUAAUAGUAGCAGUGGUGGAGGCAAAAAUGGAGAUGGCACAAUGAAGAAUGUCAGUAAACUCUUUCUGUUGAAGAGAGGUAAAUAG